This is a messenger RNA of Aspergillus homomorphus CBS 101889, 1414 nucleotides long. Its product is annotated as H(+)-transporting V1 sector ATPase subunit C. The transcript has 5 exons. The record is from RefSeq and is a predicted model, not a curated record. Gene Ontology annotation, cellular component: vacuolar proton-transporting V-type ATPase, V1 domain. NCBI's taxonomy places the organism in Eukaryota, Fungi, Ascomycota, Eurotiomycetes, Eurotiales, Aspergillaceae. Gene Ontology annotation, biological process: proton transmembrane transport. Gene Ontology annotation, molecular function: proton-transporting ATPase activity, rotational mechanism. Bases 150 to 1322 code for a protein of 390 amino acids.
CCAACUCCAACUCAACCCUUCCUACCCUCUCCCCUUCUUCAUUUUUCUCGGAUCUGAUCGACGAUUACCGCAUGCGUGGCACCCUCUCGCAGCUUUGAAGAAACACUUCCGAUAGUCCCCGCAACAACUCCCCGUCCCGUGCUGCCACCAUGUCCAAGUCGACCAAGUACCUCCUCGUCUCGCUCCCCACCUCCAUCACCCCCUCUCACCACCGCGACGACGCCCUCGACGCUGUCUCCGCAACGGUCGCCCCCGAGAAUGGCUCCGUCGCCCCGUUUCCCAUCCCGGAGUUCAAGAUCGGCACCCUCGAUGCCUUAGUGCAGCAGGCCGAUGAGUUGGCCAAGCUGGAGGCCGGCUGCCAGGGGGUCGUUGCUAAGGUCGGCGAUGCGCUGAAGAAUAUCUUGGAGGGUGACGAGGCGCAGAUCGAUAAGAUGAAGACCGUGAACGAUAAGCCGGUGGACCAGUAUUUACGCACAUUCUCCUGGAACAAGGUCAAGUACCGGGCUGAUAAGCCUUUGGGGGAGUUGAUUGACUUGCUACAAAAGGAGGCCGCCAGUAUCGAUAACGACAUUCGCACGAAAUAUACCCAAUACAACCAGGUGAAAAAUACGUUGGCGACGCUUCAACGGAAGCAGACAGGUAAUCUGUCCACCAAGUCGCUCGCCUCAGUCGUCGACCCCCGCACCCUCGUCCAGGAUUCCGAGUACAUCGAGACGCACCUCGUCGCCGUGCCCGCCCAGCAGAUCAAGGAAUUCCUCAAGACGUACGAGACCAUUGCUCCGAUGGUGGUGCCGCGGUCGGCCACGCUCGUGGCCUCGGACAACGACUUCACGCUCUACGCCGUCACGACGUUCAAGAAGCACAGCGUCGAGUUCGUGCACAAGUGCCGUGAGAGCAAGUGGAUUCCGCGCGACUUCAAGUACGUGGCGGGUGGCAAGGAGGAGGAGCGCAAGGAGGUCGAGCGUGUGGGCGGCGACGAGCGCAAGCUCUGGGGAGAGACGCUCCGGCUGGGCCGGACGGCGUGGAGCGAGGCGGUCAUGGUCUGGAUCCAUGUACUGGUGCUGCGAGUGUUUGUGGAGACAGUGUUGCGCUAUGGGCUGCCGCUGGACUUUGUCUGCACUUUGGUUAGGACCUCGAGCUCGAAACAUGCAGACAAGGCGAAACACAACCUGGACGACAAGUACUCGUACCUGGCAGGGAACGCAUUCGGCCGCGACAAGAAGGGCCGGGUGAAGCGCGACGACCCAAGCGAGAUGCAUGGCGAGGGCGCGGCGGCGGCGGAUUAUACGGCAUAUGUGUAUUAUGACUUUGAGUUCCAGUGAUUAUUGUGUUGUCUAUUCUACCCAAGCUUUUUUUUUUCUUUCCCUUCUUGUUUUCUGGUUUCCCUGUGGAUAUGUAUAGCGUACAUAGAGUC